AUGGCAACGAUCCCGGCUCGUUUGGCAAAGGUGUCGCAGGUGUCUGCGAACUUUGCGGACGCACAGAGGCGUGCACGCUCACUGUAUCGCGACUUUUAUCGUGCAGUCCCUGAGAUUUGCGCAUUGUAUCCGUUGGAUGUGCCACCAGCCAUGGUGCGCGCCAAGAUCCGUACCAUGUUUGAGCGCAACCGCGACAUUCGCGACGUUGCGGUACUGGACGUACUACUGUUUCGAGGCUACCAAGAGUAUCAGGAGACGCUGAAUGCAUGGAAACAGACAACGCACGUUAUGAAAUGGUUUGCCGAGGAGGAGGCACCUCCGAAGCCGAAAACCUUUUUGGAUAAAUUCUAUGCUACUCGCGACAUAGGCCGCGGUCCGACUCACGAGGGCCUUUAA
Messenger RNA from Malassezia vespertilionis, 396 nucleotides. It is a transcript of the gene NdufA6, whose product is annotated as ndufa6 NADH-ubiquinone oxidoreductase subunit. Gene Ontology annotation, biological process: response to oxidative stress. The transcript has a single exon. The record is from RefSeq and is a predicted model, not a curated record. Lineage: Eukaryota; Fungi; Basidiomycota; Malasseziomycetes; Malasseziales; Malasseziaceae. Bases 1 to 396 code for a protein of 131 amino acids.